Messenger RNA from Octopus sinensis (East Asian common octopus), 3183 nucleotides. Its product is annotated as ecdysone-induced protein 75B, isoforms C/D-like. The coding region runs from base 509 to 3046 and encodes 845 amino acids. The record is from RefSeq and is a predicted model, not a curated record. NCBI's taxonomy places the organism in Eukaryota, Metazoa, Mollusca, Cephalopoda, Octopoda, Octopodidae. Gene Ontology annotation, biological process: regulation of transcription by RNA polymerase II. Gene Ontology annotation, molecular function: zinc ion binding; nuclear receptor activity; RNA polymerase II cis-regulatory region sequence-specific DNA binding. The transcript has 13 exons. Gene Ontology annotation, cellular component: nucleus.
UGUAGAUAAUAGUGCUGAUGCUGCUGCCAGUGACCAUUGCAGCACCGUUCGUCGUAAUCGUUAUGGUUAUGAUGCUCGUUGUUGUUGUCGUUGCUUUCUCAUAGUGGGAGGAGUUGCCGUCGUUCUGUUGUAGUAGUUAGAGGAGGAAAGAGGAAAAAGACUAAAGAAAAGGAGGUGGUAAAUUGGGAAAAAGAAAAAAAAAUGUUAGUAGUAGUAGACAGCGAGGAGGAGUAAGGAGCGGUGGAGAAAGUGUGAGCUAGACUGCAAGUCGGUGAACACGGAAGCAACAAGCACCUGCUCGGGCCGCUGCCAUGUUGGCGUGCAUUGUGGGAACGUGUGGCAACCAAACUGGGUCAGUCGCUAGCGAUGGAGGAAAAUCGGUCACAGAAGACAUUGGUAGACAGUACAGCUGAUUAUAAAUAAAGUAUAAACGUAGCCACAGUACUGAAAGCAUUUUACUUGAAUUGAAAGUCUGAAUCAUCAAGAGAGGAAUGAGCCAAGGGAAAAUAUGUUAGAAGACCGCAAGCCCUUUGAGAGUCUAAUUCGACACAGUAGCUGUGAGCAGCGAGAAUUAAUAGAUGACCGAAAAAUGUUAGAAAGUCCUACACUGCAUCACAUUUCAGAAGAUAAAGACCCAAAAGAAGAACAUAAAACUUAUGAAAACUUUGUUCCUUGCACUAAUAUUGAUGGAAAUAUAUCUUUGGUGAGAAAUUUUGCAGACAGUCCGGUAAUAAGAGAUAGCUGUGAUAGACGGGAAACUGUCUUGGAGAAUCACAGACAGUUCAACGUAUCAGACAAUUCCAAGCAAUCUUAUCUGAAAUGUUUGGUGUGUGGAGAUAAAUCAUCUGGAAUCCAUUAUGGCGUGUUGGCAUGUGAAGGUUGCAAGGGAUUUUUUAGACGUGCUUUGCAAGAUAUUGGUGACCCAACUCGGAAGAAGUGUUUUUAUAAUAAGAACUGUGAAAUAACAGUGCAAACAAGGAACCGUUGUCAGUACUGCCGUCUGCAGAAAUGUUUGGCAUUGGGCAUGUCGAGAACAGCUGCCAAACUUGGCCGGCGUUCUCGAAAGAUGCGAGAGAUGAUAAAGACAAUUGAAGAUACUCAGACUCAACAAGCAUUACAUGGUUUAUUAAGCUUACAGUCAGAGAUGACUCCUGAGAUGCUACCAGCAUUUGUCCAAGCUCCCAGCCCCAGCAACUCAGAUCUGUCACCUCUAGUUUCUUCAACAGCUGCUGUCACAUCAUCCAUACCUAUUGACUCAGAGGCAAACUCUGUCAACAGAUCUUCUGUCACUGCGCUUUCCCUUCUUCUGAAGAACAGAGCUGUCAGCACUUGUGUCCCUAAGAUGGCAGUUGAAGAGCAUAAACUACUUGCUAAUGGAGAUAAUUCUCAUAUCACUAACAUAUCAGAUGCUGAGUCUGAUGAGGGCUCAAAGUUACCUGAGCCUGUUGAUGACAGUCCUUAUCCCAAAUCCAUUGCCGUUGAACGCAGUCCUAUAUCUGUUCCUUCAACAGCGCACAAACCUGCUGUACAGUCGAUUGUUAGUUCUAUCUUAAGUAUUCCUUCUAGUGUCUCAUUUGGUGUUCAACAAUCCUCGUUUGUAUUGAAACCCAGCACCGAUAUUCGGCCAACUUCCCAUGCAAUCACUACAGUAUCUCCUUCAACACAACGCUUUCAUAACUCCUAUAUAAAUCGAACGUCGUCAGUGCAGCUUAUGAACCCGGUGAGCACCAACUCAGUUGUUGUCAACAAGCACACUGACCGCGCUCUGUCCACAACUGUCAGUACUAUAACUACUACUACACAGCCAUCUGUAAUCGUAGCCAACACUUCAUUAGAUCUGCGUAAGACUUUCAAGCAUGACAAACCGGUGAAUCGAAGUCCAAUUAAAAAGCGACCCUACAUGAUUUCUGAACAAGAGGAGAGCUGUAAUAGUAUUCAGCCAAGUAAACACAUCAAGCAAGAGGUGAAGGACAGUGACAGCUGUUUCAAUAAUCUGUCACCUAAGGAGACUGUGUCUCCAGAACCGGUGAAUCUAUCCUGUAAUAUGACAUCUACUCCCUGGCAUCGAAUGGAACAGCAGAUACCUGACACGACAUCCCCUAGUUUAACUGUAGUCAAACAAGAACGGCUCAGUUAUCGGUCAUCUGCUGACCAUGUGAUGACUUUGCCAUCUGCAGCUCAUGAUAAUGCUGCUGGUGCAAGCAUUAGUGGACACCAUUUGAAUAAUUUGCGUAGAAGUGAGGAUGAAACCAUUCCAAACAUGACAAUGAUAAUAGAAGAAGCUUUCAGCAACAGCUUCGGUUGCCAAGAAAGUCGAAUGACAGCCAUUCAAAUGCGUUAUCAGGAGCUGAAGCCAAGCAAAUUAUUGGACAGUAUGAUAGGAAAACGUCUUAAUGAGGAUAUACAGAAUGGUCCCUCAUUGUCUUCUAGAACUGAAAAGUUAGGCGAUCUUUGCUGGCAAAGUUUUCAACACCGUAUUAACAAAACCAUACAAGAUGUAAUAGUAUUUGCUAAAAAAAUCCCUGGCUUUACAUCAUUAGAACAAGACAGUCAGAUUAAAUUAAUAAAAGGGGGUUGUUUUGAGAUUGCUUGUGUAGUUCAUUCCAAUUUGGUUGAUGGGGACAGCAAUACCAUUAUAGCCUCAGACUCUGGGUUGCUAAUGAGCCGAGAUGACAUGAAAGCUGGAUUUCCUCUUGGAGAACAUUUUGUUGACUUUCUCUUUAACUUCUGUACCCGCUUCAAUGCCUUUAAUUUGCGUGACAUAGAAACAGCAUUGUUCAGUUCUCUGGUGCUAAUAUCUCCAGAUCGUCAUGGUCUUGAACGUAGUGAUAAAAUUAACCGGCUUCAAGAACUUUUAAUCCAGGCUUUGCAGCAUGAAAUUAAUGCUGCUCAUCCUGAUGAAGUGGGACUUUUUCCACGAUUGCUAAUGAGUAUCUCCAGUCUGAGGGAGCUUGGUGUUGAACACCGUAAAAUGUUGGAAUCGCUGAAAGGACAAAUACACUUCCAGCAUGACCUCUAUGCUGAAACAUUUGAUCUGAUAACUUAACUCCAUUCUUUCAUCUCUUAGAAUUGAUCACCUGGCUCUGUAUUUGAUACUUUCUAUCGUUCAGCCUCCCUCCCCCCCCACUGUUCCCCUGCCCCCCUCUACCUUCGGCCUCUGAUUGAGAUUGUUUCCGUAGUGAC